This is a messenger RNA of Lymnaea stagnalis (great pond snail), 7358 nucleotides long. Lineage: Eukaryota; Metazoa; Mollusca; Gastropoda; Lymnaeidae. The record is from the annotation of a GenBank genome assembly.
AUUUUCAAGCACAAAGAGAAAAUUCAAGAGAUUGCUACAACAGCUACUAAUGAGGCUACCUUGGAGUUGAUGUUGCAAAAGGUUAGUGAUUGAAUAUAUUAGAGUGAAGCUGUUAUAUUUAAUGUAAAGUUUAUAUGAUAUCUUUAAGUUAAGCUGAUCUCAUAUGUUAUAAUAAAUCUGAUCUCGUAUGUUAUAAUAAAUCUGAUCUCAUAUGUUAUAAUAAAUCUGAUCUCGUAUGAUAUAGUGCAGCUCAUAUGUUUUCAUCUGAAUUCAUUUCUUUUGUACAACUCAUCUGCUAAGUUACCCUCUGCUGCCAGAUGUGUCAUCUGUUAAGUUAACCCUCUGCUACCAGAUGUGUCAUCUGUUGAGUUGACCCUCUGCUACCAGAUGUGUCAUCUGUUGAGUUGACCCUCUGCUACCAGAUGUGGCAGAAUUGUGUUUGAAGCUUAUGAGAAACAGGUGUCCCCCUUUUUUAUGACACUGAACAACCAACACCCCAGCUGCACCAUCAUUCCAUCAUGUUGUUCAAAGAGAGACAGUAGAUGUGUUCUUGCCCAUUAUGCCACCAUCAUUCCCUCAUGUUACUCAAAGAUAGACAGUAGAUGUGUUCUUGCCCAUUAUGCCACCAUCAUUCCCUCAUGUUAUUCAAAGAGAGACAGUAGAUGUGUUCUUGCCCAUUAUGCCACCAUCAUUGCCUCAUGUUCAAGAGACACAGUAGAUGUGUCCUUGCUCAUUAUGUCAUGAACCUUCCUGAGCUCUUCAUGUAUUUUAUUAUAAAUCAUUUGCAACAUUUUUUUAAUGGACAUAUGACAGAUGAAAAAAUAGUCAGGAAACACCAUAUCAUUGCUGGAUACUUUCCUUUUGUAAAAUAUUUUUGAGCCUCAGUUCAAAGUUUUAAAGCUGGUGAACUGUUGGAAAAAUGUCCAAGCACAUUUAUUUUUUCUUGACUUUUGUAUAAUCAUAAAUUACUUCCCAACAGGUCAUUGACCUAUGGCUUUCAACAGACUUUCGUCUGGUGCCUCAUGCAGGGCGUGAUACUAUGGUUAUUUAUGGAGCUGAUGACAUCAUGGCCCAACUUGAAGAGAGCCAGGUCACUGUAGGAACCAUUCGUGGAUCCCGCUACAUUGGCCCCAUUAAGGUUAAUUUUUAAAAAUUCUUUGUUACUUUUGGUAAUAACAAGAUAAAUGGAUAAUAUGAAGCAAACUUGUCUAACAUAGGUUUGAAGCAUUAAAAAAAAAUCUAAUUUUAAGUAUUGCUACAAAUUUCUAUCAAAAUACUUUGAAAUGUAUUUUUCCAUUUAGGCCCAAGUUGAAGAAUGGGAAAGGAAGUUGCAGGUUUUUUCUCGCACACUUGAUGAAUGGCUGAAUUGUCAAAGAAAUUGGCUCUAUUUGGAGCAAAUAUUUAGCACCCAAGAUAUUCAGAGGUACUGCUUUUUUUUCUGUACACUUCAAUAAGAUUCUUAAGGAACAGAGAUUGAUAAUUAAUUUGACCAGUCCUCUAUGGUUUAUUUGACCAGUCCUCUAUAGUUAAUUUGACCAGUCCUCUAUAGUUACUUUGACCAGUUCUCUAAGGCAAAAGAGAUUUAUUUUUAAUGCAUGUAAAUGUAACGCCAGGCAACUGCCAGCUGAGUACAAGCUGUUCAUGUCAGUAGACAAGGCGUGGAAGGAUAUUAUGAGAAGAACAAGUGAUAGGCCAAAUGCCUUGAAAUCAGCCAUCACACCUGGGACUCUGGACACACUGCAGAUGUGCAAUGCCAACCUGGACAAAGUUCAACGUUGUUUGGAGGUUAUUUUCGUUAAACCUGUUUUAAUUAAAGAUCAGAAAGAUUAAAUAAAUUUGUUGUAUUUUAUUUGUAUUUUACUUGUAUGUUACCUGUAUAUAUCUUUCUCCUUGUUGUCUCCAGGAUUAUCUAGAGACCAAGCGGUUUGUUUUCCCAAGGUUUUAUUUCCUUAGUAAUGAUGAACUGCUGGAUAUUCUAGCUCAGUCCAAAGAUCCAAAUGCUGUGCAAGUAAGUAAAGACAUAAAGAAAUGUGCUCAUAAACAAUAAUGUUUUGCUAUAAAAAUUCUCAAGAGUUUUAUUUCCAAUAAAAUGAAUUUUUAAAAAAUAAGGAUCGCAUGAUGGCUUGAAGCAGCAGAAGAUAACUUUAUUAAGAUCAUUACCUAUUUCUGUUUAACCAAGUUUUCUUUAUCGUGAUUUGUUUGACACCAAAAUUUCUUGAUUUUUACUAAUUCUUUUCAGCCCCAUCUUGGCAAAUGCUUUGGUAAUAUAAAACAACUGGACAUUCGAUUCCUGCCAAGACAACCUCCCACUGUCAGAUCAAUAAUCUCUUUUGAACAGGAAACAAUCUUAAUGCCAAGGUAAAUUAAUCUUUGUGUAAUUGUGUAAUCUCAAGUUGGGAGUAGAAUAUGAACCCUUUUGAGAUGGAGCCUUUUUGGAGUGUUUGGUGCCAAGAGGAUGGAGUCCUUUUUACAAGCUCGGCAACCAUAUUGCAACAAAAAUGUAUAUAUAUAAUAAAAAACAAACUAAUUACUUUAAAAUUAUAAAACUAUUUACAUUCUUGUAGGGAAUUAAACGAUCUAAUUCUAUCUUUAUGAAUCAAACUGAAAUCUCAACAUUUAUGCAAAUGAGAUAUCCUGGUUUGCAUAAUUUGUACAUGCAAUUUUAUUUACACUUAUAAUGAACAGAUCUUACUUGCAGAAUUUUGUUCAAUUUUAUUAUUGUUGAAGCCUAAAUAAGCUCUAAACCAUAUUUGAAUAAGAAACAUUGUGAAAAACUACAUAAAAUAUUCCCCUUUUUACAUAUUUCAAGGUGAAAUAUUUUUUAAGCAUUUUAGGGGUUGCUAGGUACAAACAAAAUUGAUAUCAAAUGAUAAAAAUUGCUAUAAAAUGAUAGAACAUCAUAAGAUAUCAAUGGAAGCUGCCAUUAAAAUGGAGAGAUGAGCAAGCAAUGGGAACAACAAUCUGAUUAGCUGGUAUGGAGACCAGCCAGCCAAUCUUGGGGCUUGAAUUAUUAGACUGAUGGAUCAACCAUUCAUCUUUUUUCAUCAUUCUACCCUGGGCGGAUCUGUAGCAUCAGCUAUCCCAAGAGGGUUGAAAUAUUAGUGUUUCCAAUGUCAGCGAACUAUUUUACUACCCUAUCUCUAUUGCUCACUUGACUUAUCUAGAACCACUUUACCAUAACUUGACUUGGUCAAAAAUUCAUCAGGAGAUCAUGAUAAUUUUACCAUUUAUAACUAACUUUUAGUUCUAACUUUUAGUUCUAAGAAAAAAACUUUGCAUGAAAUGUAACAGAAUAACUCAGUUUGAGAAAUGUAUGUAUCAGGAAUGUGAGAGCAAGAGGAGCAGUGGAACAAUGGCUGGGAACUGUUGAGGCUGGCAUGUUUGAAACAGUCAAAAAGUGAGUAAAUUUGUGGAUGUUUGACAAAUCCACAUCUUAUGACAGAUCAUUUGUUUCUUCCCACCAAUAAAUAAAUUAAGAAUAUUGACUGUGAAUGGGGAAUUCAAUAUCUCUUCUAAAAAAUUUAACAUAAUUCUUUUAAGGCACUUGAAAAUUGGUCUGGCUGAUUGGCAAGCUGCAAAUCUAAAAGAUUGGGUUUUGAAACAUCCUGGCCAGGUGGUUCUUACAGUGGUAUGUUUAAAUUAAAAACAAUAAUUUUAGGUAGGAUUUCUCUCUGGAACACAGUAAAUGAUCUUCUAUCAUUAGAAUAGUAAUUCAUAAUACCAUCCAACACCUCACUCCAAACCUUUCCCUCAGUCACUACCUGGAAACCUUAAAAACUCAUAACAGAUUGUAUCUCUAAUUUAUUAUUACUAUAAGCCAACUAUAGCUUAUGUUAUAAGAUGCUUGUAAUGGUAUUUACAACUUCUAUAAAAAUAUAACAAAAGUCACAAUUCUCAACAGAUUCAAAUUAUGUUUAACAAAGAUGUGACAAAAUCAUUAGACUCUGCUGACCCCAAAACUGCCCUAAAGCAGACACAAGAUAUUAUGGUUGGUCUUCUCAAUCAACUGGCCAGCUUCACAUAUGCCAGAUUGCAGGGUUAUCAAAGGAUGAGUAUUGAAGCUCUGCUGACAAUUACUGUACACAACAGGGAUAUUAUCAUUGACAUGAUCAGAAACAAAGUUAGGAAGAGAGAAGACUUUGAAUGGAAGAGGUACAUAUUUUGUAUGAUGAUGAUAAAAUUGGGAGGGCUUAAACUUUAACAUUUUUUUUUAAAAAGUACAGUUUACAUGAAACGUUAAAACCUAGUGCCUGUUAAUUUGUUAAUUUCUACAAGCUAAUUCUCUGUGUAAGCUUUAUUUAAACAUUUUUGUACUUAUCCCUUUUAGUUGUUGAACACUUUCAAGCUUUUAUACACCUUGUGCUCCAUCCCCUCUUCCAAAACUUUGUUAAGAAUUUUAUAAAAAUUUAUUAUACAAUCUAAAACAUUUUUUAAAUUAUUGUAUGGUAGUAAGAUAAAUUAAUUUAUAGUUUUAUAUUUCAUGUAAACAAAAGGUAUGUUUUUAUUAUAACACUUAAAUGUAAAAAAAAAAUGAUUAUUCUGUUCAAACUUUGAUCUCUUUUAACUGUUGUGUUGACUCACAGACAACUCCGCUAUGAAUGGGAUGAAACUACAAAUAACUGCCAAGUGCUACAGAGUAAUGCUAAUUUUCUGUAUGGCUAUGAAUACCUUGGCUGCUCCACCAGACUUGUCAUUACACCACUUACAGACAGAUGCUACCUAACUCUCACCGGGGCCUUACACCUACACCUGGGAGGUUCACCUGCUGGGCCAGCUGGCACAGGGAAAACUGAGACUGUCAAAGAUCUGGCCAAGGUCAAUCUCCAACGUUUCUUAGUUUAUUUUGUUAAUUCAUGUAACUGAACCCACAUUUUGUUUUGAAAAUUAUAAUUACAUUAAAGUAAGAAUAUUACUUUUGUGUCAUAGUACGCUGAAGAAAAAUUUACAAAAUGUUGUCUAUAGAAGUUAUCAACAAGUAUUUUAAUGAGGGUACACUGACAUCUUUGAGGUUUUAUGUAUACAUUAUUUAAUUUUUGUGCAUUGCACAGCAACAACAAAAAAAAACAUGAAUAAUGUAGAAAUAUUAUUUUUCAAAGUUAAAAAGUUUUACCACCCUAACUUGAAUCCAUGCCAAAAUACCUGUUUUAAAAGCCAAACAGUGAGACAUUAUUGAUAAUACAUUUCACUUAUUUUUGUUUUGUUCCUGAUUCAGGCCAUGGGUAAACAGUGUGUUGUAUUCAAUUGUUCAGAAGGACUGGAUUAUAAGGUCAGUGAUGAGACUGCAGUACAUGCCAUUUAACAAUUGAAAUAUAUGUAUAGAUUCUAUCCUGCUACCAAAAUUUUCAUAUACAUUAAUUUAGAACACCUUCCAUUGGUGAGACUAAAAUUAAUUAGUAAAUGUCAAUAUGAAUCAAUAUUUAUUCCCUACCCACUACCAGAAUUCUCAUAUUGAGUAGUAGAUCUGUAGCUUCAGUUUUUAUAAACAAACUUAAAUUUUCAUGCUGGUGUUUAGUUUAUUUAGUAUUUUUUAAAAAAUAAUUGUACUAUUUUUCUAUUUAAAUCUAUUACAGAUGCUGGGCAAAUUUUUCUCUGGAUUGGCCCAGUCUGGCUCCUGGUGCUGCUUUGAUGAGUUCAAUCGUAUUGAUGUGGAGGUCUUGUCUGUGGUGGCCAUGCAGAUUCACACAAUUAAAACAGCCAAGGAUGCCCAGUCCCCUAGAUUUAUAUUUGAAGGUCGUGACAUUAAACUGAAUCCAACCUGUGGCUACUUUAUCACCAUGAACCCAACGUAAGUCAAAAUGGUUGUUUCGUUCAGUUGUUUCGAUUUGUUAACAGAUUAAGUCUGUUUGUGGCUUUGUUUUUUUUUUUAGAAACUUACUAAUGUCAAUUUUUCCCAUGUACAAAAGCUGGUCAGGGCAUUUAAUGGUAAAGACUGAAUACUAUUUCUUCAGCUAUGCUGGUCGUGUGGAGCUUCCGGACAAUUUGAAGUAUUUGUUCCGACCGGUGGCCAUGAUGGUUCCUGACUAUACCCUGAUUGCAGAGAUUAUGUUGUUCUCUGAGGGCUUUACUGAAGCCAAAUCUCUCUCCCAGAAAAUAGUCAAUUUAUAUCAGUUGGCGAGCAAACAGCUUUCCCAACAAGACCAUUAUGACUUUGGAAUGAGAGCCAUCAAGUCUGUUCUUGUCAUGGCUGGCCAUGGCAGACGUCAGGUUUUAUUAAAGUAAGGAUUAUUUAUAUAAAAAAUUAGUAAAAAGUUAGACUUGAAAAUAAUUUUUAUUCUGACUAAUCCUGCUGAAGGCUUCUAAAAAAAAUUGUUUUUUUGUUUCAGAUAAAAUAAUGCUCUUAGUUUUUUUCAAAUAAUAUUUUAAUUUAUUCUCAAAUGCUACAGUAUUAAUAAGUUUUAUAUUAAAAUUUCACCCUUAAAUAAUGCCGUCUAAUCUCAACUUUUUGAUUUAUUUAAAAUCAUAUUUUGUCAUCUUGCUAGUAACCAUCUGAACAUCCAGAAAAUAACAGAAAAUGAAGAGUCUUACAUUCUCAUUCACUCAUUACGAGAUGCCAACAUGCCAAAGUUUUUGGCAGAAGAUGUGCCCUUGUUUGAAAGCAUUCUUGAUGAUUUGUUUCCUGGAGUUACGCCCCCUGACCAAGAUAAUGGUGUGCUAGAAGUAUGCCAAGAAAGAACUUUUGAAUAUACGUUUUUUUUAUAUUAGAUCCUGCUUAUGGUCAAUAACUACCUCCUGAAUCAUGAUGAUUUUUGAAUAAUAACAUGUCAAACAAUUUUUGUUCUAUAUUUAAUUGUAAUAAAAGAAUUUUUGAAAGGAAGCAAACACAAUCAAGAGUAUCAUAUUUUGAAGCUAACUGAUAAAAGCAAAAUAUAACUGCUAUCAUUAAUGAUAAAUUAAUGUUUAAAAGUUUUUGACAGUUUGAAAACAAAAUUAAAACCAAUACAUUAUGCAGGCAUGGAACAAAUCUUUAGUGAAUAAUUCCAUAUCCUGCUUUAGUUCUACUUAUGAGUUAUUUAUCUUUAGCUCUGAGGAUAUGGUCAUAUCAAUUUGAGAUAUUCAUUCAUGCUGCUAGAGAAGGUCACAAUGCUUCUCUCCUUUUUUAGAAAGCCAUCAGCAUGUCCAUCAGAGACCUCAGCCUCCAGCACUGGCCCAAUCAGAUAGAGAAGGUCAAGCAGCUGUAUAACCAGAUUCUGGUGCGUCAUGGCGUCAUGCUUGUGGGUCCCACUGGUGGGGGAAAAACAGCUGUCAGAAAUAUUUUACAGAAAGCCCUGGUGUUACUUCCAAUGUUACAACUGCAAGUUGCCAGCAGUGAGCAAAGAGAUCCAAAUGUGAAAAGGCCAAGUAUCUUUUAUGUAAGUUAG